GUCCUUGGGAAUGAAGAUCCCGAUGGUUGGUUACAUGAUAUGGGUUUAUGUACGCCUUUGAUUUCUCACUCGGAGUCGAGGAAGCCACAAAGAAAUCAUUGCAUGGAAAGGAUCGAGAAAGUUAAGAACACCUCAAACGUCAUGGCUUACAAUACCAACCAAACAUCAAACAUCCCAAUCUCAAUAGCAAACAACUCAAACCGAGUCAACCAACUAGAACGAUCGACUAGCACAACAACAACAAACAACAAACUGCAUCGCAAGACUUCGAUCAACCAACCCUCGCCUGCCAGAUCGAUCGAGGGUAGUAGUACAACUGCUGCUUCGAUCCGCGAUCAGAAGAUCAUCAUGGAUCAUCAUCAACACCAACAAGCUUAUCAUUCAAGGAACAUGAUCAACAACGAAAACGCGCAUAACCCCUCAACAGCUACCACUGGCGUAGCACCACCACCAGGAACAGGAACGACAACGACCUCAAAUGGCAUGACUACUAAUAACAACGAACCUAAUAGUAAUAGUAACCAACCACCACCACCACCACUGCGCCAAUCGGUAGCCCGGCCUAACAGACCAUUUACCGCUCACACUGCUACCUUACCCUCACACCAUUCCAGCUCCAGAUUACCACUCCUACCGACCGCCAAAGUCGAAGCCUCACCAGCUGCUUGCAUGUAUCUCUCAAAGGCUUCGAUCCACGGCCCGAAACUGAUCAAACCACUCAGGGCUCAUACGUCCACCUUGGUCAACGAUGCUAUCUGGAUCUUCGGCGGGACGGACCUUACGGGCUGCUUCAAGGACGUCUGGAAGUUGGACCUCGAGACGCUCAGUUUCACUAAGAUGAAGUGCAAAGGAUCCGAGGAUGACGACGAGGAUGAGAAUGAUGAUCACCAACAACAACAUCAGAUCAAUAGUCUCGACGAUCCUCAUCAUAAUCAUCAUCAUCAUCCCAAUAGUCGCGCCGCUUCUAAUAAUCAUCGUCUUCAUCAGCCGGCGCGCAAAGUUCGCUCCCAUCCUAAAGAUCAUAUCCCGCCCCCUUGUCGCGCUCAUUCUGCCACUCAUCUCGAUGGCCGAAUCUUCAUCUUCGGCGGAGGCGACGGGCCGAAUUAUUUCGAUGUUUUGUAUUAUUUGGAUACCAUUUCAUUGACAUGGACGAAACCGAAAGUGAAAGGAAUUUUGCCAUCGACUAGACGAGCCCAUGCGACAGUGUUAUACGGAACCCAACUGAUCAUCUUCGGAGGAGGCAAUGGAUCACGGGCCUUGAACGACGUCCAUGCGCUCGAUCUGAGUGAUCUGACGAACCUCGAAUGGCGCGAACUGGCGAUCAAGGGUCGCUCGCCUCUUAAUCGCGGCUAUCAUAGCGCAAAUUUGGUCGGCAGUAAAUGUAUCAUCUUUGGCGGUAGUGAUGGGGGCGAAUGCUUUAGUGAUAUCUUUAUCCUCGAUUUGGAAAAUUUGAUGUGGAUUCAGGUCGAGGUGGAAUGUCCGAUCGCUCGAUUGGCUCAUACUUCGACUCAAGUCGGAUCUUAUUUAUUCGUGAUUGGUGGACAUGAUGGAGAAGAUUAUACGUCUGAAGUCAAGCUGUUCAACUUAGUUACUUUACAAUGGGAACCAAGGAUAGUUAGAGGACAACUACCACCGAGGAUCGGAUACCAUACAGCUACUUUACACGACUCUCGAUUGAUUAUCAUCGGUGGUUUUGAUGGACGACAUGUGUAUGAUCAAGUGUGGUGUCUCGAACUCGCCUCUUCGGCGUAUCUUCCUCAAGUCACUAACUUCACUAUCCCCGUCGAUGAUCAUCUGCCCUCGGAGACUGAUCAAUAAAUCCGAAAAAUAAAAAUCAAAAUUGUACGAUUUGAUCUACAUAUAAGUGCCAGGGUUAUGCUUCUCUCUCUUUCUGUCAUUUUUUGUCUCCUGAUCCCCCUCCUUUCUCCUCCAUCUAUCUAUCAAACAAUACAAUUCAGAUGUUAUCAAGUUCAUUCAGCCUUCUGGAGUGUUACAAUACAUUUACACCAUUUGCUUUUAAUCAGGUUUUUUUUAUGUUUAUUUUUUGAAAAACAUAACUGCACAUUUCUCCUUUCUUCAUCCAAUCUAGAAUAGUUUUUCUCUUUCUCACUUUGUUUAUAACAUCGAGGACAGCAACAAUCACACAUUUGAUUAUUUGUAUUUAUUUUCAUUCUAAUUACCAUCUUCUUUUUUUUAUCAAUCCGAUUUGAUUCUCUCUUAUGUGCUGGGUUUUGUGAUUCUAAUUCAGACA
Puccinia graminis f. sp. tritici CRL 75-36-700-3 is the source of this 2251-nucleotide messenger RNA. RefSeq lists its product as uncharacterized. Bases 40 to 1818 code for a protein of 592 amino acids. The transcript is spliced from 4 exons. The record is from RefSeq and is a predicted model, not a curated record. NCBI's taxonomy places the organism in Eukaryota, Fungi, Basidiomycota, Pucciniomycetes, Pucciniales, Pucciniaceae. Gene Ontology annotation, molecular function: protein binding.